Molecule: messenger RNA, 1665 nt
Organism: Dendrobium catenatum
Lineage: Eukaryota; Viridiplantae; Streptophyta; Magnoliopsida; Asparagales; Orchidaceae
Product: enoyl-[acyl-carrier-protein] reductase [NADH] 1, chloroplastic
Exons: 13
Coding region: 309-1454 (381 amino acids)
Biological process (GO): fatty acid biosynthetic process
Molecular function (GO): enoyl-[acyl-carrier-protein] reductase (NADH) activity
Source: RefSeq, a predicted model, not a curated record
GUCCCGUGCCGGGCGCAACUUGACAAACGGCACCCCUCAAGCCCGACCUCUUGCAUUAUGUCGUUUCUAUCGACAACGAUCUCGGCGACUUUAAAUCCGCUCUUUGCUGUUCAGCGCUCGUCCUGGAUCAUCAACGAGCAGCGAUAAAAACGAGGUUGGGUGAAGAAAAAGUCGCAUUUUUUUUCGGCUUGAUUUGGUAAAAGUUCGCGUUUUAUUGUGCUUGGGAAGAGGCGAUCAGCAUCGUUGUCUUUUCUCUGUUUCCAUUGACAGAUAUCAACUUUUUAAUAGUCAGGCAAAUCAGCCAGGAAAUGUCUACAUCAACAGCUGCUUGUCUGCAAAUGUUAGCGAGAAGGCCAUCCACCUCUUCUUCAGGGAUGAUGACUUCAUCAAGUGCAACGGUUGAUAUAAAAGUAACCACCCAAGUUAAACCGUCAAGCUCAUCUUGUAUCUCCUUCAUCAAACCAGUUCGCCAGAGCUUUACAUCUGCUCAGCUAAAAGCCAGUAAUGUCGUUAUAAGAGCAAUGUCUGAGAAGAAUGAAAUUAAUGGUGUUUCUGGAUUGAAUAUCGAUUUAAGAGGUAAAAGGGCAUUUAUCGCUGGAGUGGCUGAUGACAAUGGAUAUGGCUGGGCAAUUGCCAAGGCUCUCGCUGCAGCAGGAGCAGAUAUUCUUGUUGGUACAUGGGUCCCUGCACUGAACAUAUUUGAAACGAGCUUAAGGCGCGGAAAGUUUGAUGGUUCGAGGCGGCUUCCAAAUGGUUCUCUUAUGGAGAUUGUCAAGGUUUAUCCCCUUGAUGCUGUGUUUGACAGUCCUGAGGAUGUUCCUGAAGAUAUUAGGACAAACAAACGUUAUGCAGGUUCAUCGAACUGGACUGUGAAGGAAGUAGCUGAAUCGGUCAAGAAUGAUUUUGGAAGUAUAGACAUUCUUGUUCAUUCCCUUGCUAACGGGCCAGAGGUCACCAAGCCUCUAUUGGAAACUUCCAGAAAAGGGUACCUUGCAGCUUUAUCUGCUUCUAGCUAUUCCUAUAUUUCCUUGCUCCAGCAUUUCCUUCCUAUUAUAAAUCCAGGUGGUGCUACAAUCUCUCUCACAUACAUUGCUUCUGAGAGGACUUUUCCUGGAUAUGGUGGUGGUAUGAGUUCAGCCAAAGCCGCACUGGAGAGUGAUACUAAGGUAUUAGCUUUUGAAGCAGGAAGGAAGAAGCAGAUUAGAGUCAAUGCAAUUUCUGCAGGCCCACUGGGAAGCCGUGCUGCCAAAGCCAUAGGCUUCAUUGAAAAGAUGAUAGAAUACUCUUACAAUAAUGCACCAUUGCAGAAAGAAUUUUUAGCAGAUGAAGUUGGUAAUACAGCGGCUUUCUUGGUCUCUCCAUUAGCUUCUGCUGUCACAGGUUCUGUAGUUUAUGUUGAUAAUGGAUUAAACACCAUGGGUCUGGCAAUUGAUAGCCCAUCUCUCUCAGUAUAAGAGAUAGGAGGAUAAUCAAGUCAUUAUUGGACCAAGAGCAAGCAUCCACUUCUUAUUUUUUUAUCUCCUUCGACAUUGCACUCUGAUAUUGCUAUUUACUUGGAUGAUUACUUAACAAUUAUUGUAUAUUUCGACAAUUUACUAAAAGCAAAUGUAUUGAUGAAUUUUGAUGAUAUUCUUGGCAAUUGGUAUACUAAAUUUCUUUCUUUGA